Messenger RNA from Megalobrama amblycephala (Wuchang bream), 7056 nucleotides. It is a transcript of the gene mast3b, whose product is annotated as microtubule associated serine/threonine kinase 3b. Gene Ontology annotation, molecular function: ATP binding; protein binding; protein serine/threonine kinase activity. Gene Ontology annotation, biological process: peptidyl-serine phosphorylation; intracellular signal transduction. NCBI's taxonomy places the organism in Eukaryota, Metazoa, Chordata, Actinopteri, Cypriniformes, Xenocyprididae. The record is from RefSeq and is a predicted model, not a curated record. Bases 570 to 4934 code for a protein of 1454 amino acids. The transcript has 27 exons.
GAGAUUCGACACUGCUUCUACCUUAUUCAUUUAACGUUGAAAAUAUAUAUUUAGAAGAUGAAAACUUUAUAUUUAUUCGACAAAUAACAAAAGGUUUGUCCGUCAAAACAGAGAUGUUUUAGUCAGAGUCCUCGGCUAAGACUCCUCUCCCCCUCUUCGCAGCGAGAUGGUACAUCCCAAGCUUAUCACCCGGCAAUCAAUCAACACUAGAGAAACAACCUCCUCACAGCAUCUUACUCACAAACAUGGGCUCACUCCGUUUGUGCAAUACAAGUCGCUUUUUGGAAAGUAAAUAAUUAACUUUCUGCCAGCUCUAGACGAUAUCGGAAGGUGCUUUAAACAGAAUGUGAACGUCUAAACUUUUACGAAGUUGCGCUGCGAGUCCAGGCAAACAGCAGCGUGCCACACAAAGAACAGAGAUGAACCGCUGCGAGUCAGACACAGCCUCCCAUACGACUUUAUCCAGUCAAGAGGUGGACUCAUGAAUUGGAAGGGGGUUCGACUCUUCUUCUUUCGGGUUCUGUUGCUCGGUGUUGCUUGGACGGUUGACACUCUGAUCGUGUGCGAUUAUGUCUGAUCCAAGUUCCUGGAGCGCGUUGCCUGGCAGCAGCAAAGCUCAUUUUGUUAGGGGCGCGAUGCUCAAGCGAUCCAAAAGCUGUCGCAGCAGUAAUAGAAAGAGCCUUGGUGUUGGAACGCCAUCGCCCACCCGCCCUCUUUCGCCUCUGUCCGCCCACACAGCUGCCAGCAGCCCUCUGGACAGCCCACGAAAUGUGUCCACUGCUGUUUGCUCUCUCAACUUCCCUUUCGCCCGCAGCCACCUGGCUCGAGCUGACAGAGCGGAAGGGAGACGGUGGUCUCUGGCUUCGCUUCCAUCCUCAGGUUACGGGACCAACCCUCCCAGCUCAACCGUCUCAUCAUCUUCCUCAUCUCAAGAACGACUGCACCAGCUUCCAUACCAACCCACACAGGACGAGCUUCAUUUCCUGUUCAAACACUUCAGAAGUUCGGAGAGCAUGACUGAUGAAGAUGGGCGGCCCUCCCCGUUUAUACGACCCCGGUCACGUAGCCUUAGCCCUGGACGAACUGGUGGCUCCUUUGAUAAUGAAAUCAUAAUGAUGAACCAUGUCUAUAAGGAGCGUUUUCCAAAGGCUACCGCUCAGAUGGAGGACCGUUUGCUGGAUGUCAUCAGGCAGUUUUCCCCAGACAGCACCCUACCGCUGGGAGACGGAGUCCUGGGAUUUAUCCAGCACCAGUUGGUGGAGUUGGCCAGGGACUGUCUGGAUAAAUCCCAGAAGGGCCUGAUCACAUCUCUGUACUUCAUAGAGUUGCAGGAUAAAUUGGACAAAAUGCUGCAUGAGGCUCUGGAGCGCUCUGAGAGCGAGGAGGUUUCAGUAAUCACUCAGCUGGUUAAGAAGAUCCUCAUCAUCAUCUCACGCCCUGCACGUCUGCUGGAGUGUCUGGAGUUUGACCCUGAGGAGUUCUACCAUUUACUAGAGGCUGCAGAAGGUCACGCCAAAGUCGGCCAGGGCAUCAAAACAGAUAUUCCCCGAUAUAUAAUCAACCAACUUGGGCUCAACCGAGAUCCUCUUGAUGAAGUUGUGCAGCUAGAGGAGCAGUACGACUCUGGCCCCACACUGACAGUUGAUUCUGAAGAAACUGCAGAGCAAAAUAAAUCUUCACCCACACCACUACGAAGAAAACCGCUGGAGAGUGAUUUUGAGACCUUAAAACUCAUCAGUAAUGGGGCUUAUGGGGCUGUGUAUCUGGUAAGGCAUAAAGAAACUCGCCAACGAUUUGCAAUGAAAAAGAUCAACCGACAAAACCUGAUUCUGCGAAACCAGAUCCAGCAGGUGUUUGUGGAGCGAGACAUCCUGACAUUUGCAGAGAAUCCCUUUGUGGUCAGCAUGUUCUGCUCCUUCGAGACCCGCAGACAUCUGUGCAUGGUCAUGGAGUAUGUGGAAGGUGGUGACUGUGCCACUCUGCUAAAGAACAUGGGCCCACUUCCUGUAGACAUGACCAGGAUGUACUUCGCGGAGACUGUUUUGGCACUGGAGUACCUCCACAGUUACGGCAUUGUGCACAGAGAUCUCAAACCAGACAACCUCUUGAUUACUUCAAUGGGGCAUAUUAAACUCACUGACUUCGGGCUCUCCAAAAUCGGCCUUAUGAACAUGACAACCAAUCUGUAUGAGGGCCACAUUGAGAAAGACACCAGGGAGUUUAUUGACAAGCAGGUUUGUGGCACUCCAGAGUACAUUGCUCCAGAAGUGAUCCUGCGGCAGGGCUACGGGAAACCUGUUGACUGGUGGGCCAUGGGCAUCAUCCUGUAUGAAUUUCUGGUGGGAUGUGUUCCGUUCUUUGGAGACACACCGGAAGAGCUUUUUGGCCAGGUUGUCAGUGAUGAGAUUAUCUGGCCAGAUGGAGAUGAUGCCCUUCCUGUGGACGCCCAGGACAUGAUCACAAGAUUACUGAAUCAAAGCCCAAUGGAGAGGCUUGGAACAGGUGGGGCUCCAGAAGUAAAGCAGCAUUUGUUCUUCAGUGGUCUGGACUGGAACGGACUCCUGCGUCAGAAAGCUGAAUUCAUCCCUCAGCUGGAGGCCGAAGACGACACUAGUUAUUUUGACACACGAUCUGAACGCUACCAUCAUUUGGCAUCCGAUGAAGAUGAAGAAACCAAUGAUGAAGAGUCUUCCCUAGAGAUACGACGGUUUUCUUCUUGGUCAAAUCGUUUCAGCAAGGUGUACAGCAGCACAGAGCACCUGGCCACCCCAUCCCUGAGCUUCUCCUCCGACCGCAGUCACAGUGAGGAGAUAGAGGACCGGGCAGACGGGAGAGACACUCACUCACCUGGAGAGAUCCAACGGCAAGCCUCCACUGGAGACAAGAGGCUCUCGGCUCAGAGGGCAAGCCUGCGCCCUCGAACUUCAUCCAGCUCCUCUCAGCCUGAGCGUGCUGUGAGCCCCCUAGUGGUGAGCAGCACACACAGCCUAGAGGCCAUGCCACGAUUCGCCCUGUCCACGGAUGAUGAGGCUGAAGUUGUUGUUUCCAACCUGCGACGAAUCAGACUUCGUAGCAACAGCACAGGAACGAAACACUCGUCGCCAAGGGAACAAGGGACUCCUCAGUGCUUUGGAAACCAGCUGGAGACGCCUGACAGGCAGAGACUCUCACCAGGACGCAAAGUCCCCAAGUCUGCAUCAGUGUCCACCCUCUCGCUCAUCAUCACGCCAGAUGACGGGAGUGGCAGCCUGCAGGCGCGCUCCAUUUCCCCUCGAUCGUUUUCCUCUAAUCCGUCAUCCCGAGACUCCUCCCCCAACCGAGACCUGUCACUCAGCAUCAGCAGGCUCCGCCCCCCAAUCAUCAUCCACAGCUCUGGGAAGAAAUACGGCUUCACCCUGCAGACCAUUCGUGUUUACAUGGGGACCAGUGACAUCUACACCAUAAACCACAUGGUCUCGGGUGUGGAGGAGAGCAGCCCUGCCCAUGAGGCUGGACUGCGAGCAGGUGAUCUGAUCACUCAUGUGAAUGGAGAGUCUGUGCAGGGUCUAGUGCACACAGAGAUGAUGGAGCUUCUCUUGAAGAGCGGUAACCAGGUGGCCCUGCAGACUAUUGCACUGGAGGACACGUCUAUAAAGAUUGGGCCGGCACGCAAGAGCAGCUGUAAAGGAAAGAUGGCCCGCCGCAGUAAGAGGAGCAAAUGGAAGGACAGUCAAGACCGGAGGCGCAGCAUGCUGAAGAAGCUGUCCAAACAGAGCACCGUCAUGCACAGCAGCCGCAGUUUCUCCUCCGGCCUGCAUCACUCCGUGUCCUCCAGCGAGAGUCUGCCAGGCUCUCCCACCCACAGCCUUUCCUCCGGACCCACAACACCCUGCCGGAGUCCCAUUCCCGACCACACCACUGAUGCCAGCCUGCCCCAGAACGCCUCUCCAUGCUCCAGCUCUCCCAGUUCACCGGCGGUCCAGAUGCGGCCCAGCUCGCUGCACGGCCUUGGGUCUAAACUUAGCAACCAACGCUACACUAAAGUGGGGAGACGGAAGUCCACCAGCAGUAUCCCACCAUCACCUCUGGCCUGCACCUCCUCACCACAGGCCCUAUCCCCCCAGCGUUCCCCCUCCCCUUUACCCAGCAUCUCCAAAACCCUCCACUCCUUUCACGGCAAGACCCUCUCACCUCCCACUAUCAUUCGGCAUGUGGUCAGACCCCGGAGUGCAGAACCUCCACGUUCCCCUCUGCUGAAGAGAGUCCAGUCUGCGGAGAAACUCUCAGGGGCCUUAUUUGCUGACAAAAAGCCCCACGCACCCCGCAGACACACGUUGGAAGUCCCCCACUGCGAGGUGGAUAUACUGGGGGACACCGAGGCAGAGGAUUCAACAUGCAACAUAUAUGCAACAUAUUCGACGGAUCACAGCAGGCUGGGUGGGUACUUGUGCUCCCAGAGAUUGAGGGACUGGCCAGGUGACCGUAUGGAACAGAUCGUUGUAAUGCGCAAGCUGAAUCUCUCCGAACGCCGAGAUUCUUUCAAGAAGCAGGAAGCCGUUCAGGAAGUGAGCUUUGACGAACCGGAUGAGAGGGCUCCCCAGAUUCCCGCUCAGUCGGCCACGUCCGCUGGCGUGUGGCCCAAGCAGAUGAUGGGCGAAACGCAGUCGGAGGAGGAGUGCAUGGCGAGGAGGAAUCCGCUGGUCCCCCAAAUCGCCGUGCAAGGAUCGGAGAGCGAGGAAGCGGAUGACUGGAGGCUUUGUUCGGAUGAGGACGAGGAAGAGGCUGAGGAAAAUUUGUCACAUACUCCGAGUCAAGCUGAACAUCUGGCUGACUGUGCUGCCAAAGAUGUCCCACGCUCCUCAGCAGCUACGCAUGAAGUUGGAGGGACAACUGCAGAUGCAGCAAAGCCAGAUAAGCAUCAGAGUCCAGAAAAAAGCAAGUUGAAAGAGAGAUAAACGAGUGAAGGACUGUUACAGCACGUCAUCAUCCCCGCGGGCUUCUCGCCGCACCCACUGAGAUGUUUGUUGCCACGCAGUUCAAACAAUUACAAUUAGUGGAGUAUUUUAUUAGUGUGUAAAUGGAAGUAAGCUAUUCUUAUGCAGGGAAUGUUUAUGCUUUUUUAUUUAAAAUGUACACUGGAAACGUGCUGUUGGCCAAAAAGAAAAAACGUCAAGGUUGCUAGUACAUUUUUUUUCACCUUCUGUGAACGGGUUGAAGAGGGGAUUUGAAUGACUUGAUUUUCUAUGAAAAUGUGCAAAAGCUUCGAAUCCAUUUCAUCCUCCAAGAGCUUUUCAUUUUUGCAGCGACGUUGUGUGUGAUUUUAAAAGCUGCGAGUUCAAAUGAUAUUUGAAUGGAAUUGUCAUGUGGCCCUUUUCAUGUAUUAUUCCGCAAUCUCAAAGGGUUUCCAGAGUGUUUGAAAUGAUCCAUGCGAAAGAAAAAAGGACUGUUUGUGUCGACCAUUUGGGCUUCAACUGUGGGAACCCCACAAGUUACUUGAAAUGUAGUUACAUGUUGGUCAAGGUGUCAAAAAAACAAUAUAAUUUGUUUAUUUUAAGCAUCAAACCAAAUAGAUCAGUUUUACACCUGGUUUUAUUUGACCGUUUUGUAAAGAUGAAUUUAGAUUUAGAAUAUUUUAAAUGAAAUUCCUUUUCUGAUACUCUGUGUUUCAUUAAAUUCAGAUCAAUUUAAUUCUUGAAUUUAUAAAGUUUGUUCUUUACCUAAACAUCUAAAAACCAAACACGAUCCUUUUCUGGGUUAAAUUUUAAGGUAAAAUUUUCAUGUAUAUUUUCACAGAGUUCCCACAAUGUCUUUUCUUUUUACUUAAAUAUUCUUCCUGUACUUUUCUUUUUCACCCAGCUUUGUUCAGUUUACCUAAAACAUCUCAAAUUUUCACAGGUGCUAAGAUGAACGGGCUCACGGACACCUGAAAUAUUCAAUAGAAAUAGUUAAGCAUGCAGUCGCACACCUCACACUAGCCGGAACUCAUUAGCUUGUGCACUUACACAAGAAAUCACUGCAUAACAAACCACAUCAUCAUGAGUUUUUGGACCGUUGGCCUGUCGCGAGUGCUCACAAGCUUUUGUACUUGGAAUAAUGUUUACAUUUUUUAUAUAUAUGGAUUUCUACUGUGCGAAGGUAACUUAAUUACAAAUGUGUGCAGAACUGGAGUCAGUGGGUGGAGGCUUUAGCUAGAUUGUUGUUUUAAACUUCAGUGUGAUGUCAUUGUUCAUAGACAGAUCUCUCUUAACACUGCACAUAUCAGACUGGAUGUUUUUGUUUAUAUGCAUGACUCUCUUCCAAAACACUUUUUUUUUUACUUUAAUAUGUUGUUAUUUGGAUCUAAUAUGCCAGUAUUUUUAUUGCAUAUAAACUGCAUGAGAAGAGUCAAUUGGAUGCUGUCAGUCAGUCAGGACUUCAUUUAUAUUGGGCCUUCAGAAGAUCAGCACAUGCUUGACAGAUUCAAGAAAACAUUUCUGUUGUAUUUUUGAGGUUUGUUAAUUGUGACACCUCCGUGUAACUUUAUGCAUCAGGCUACCUUAGGCGUAAACACUCUUGUGUGACACAAAUUGGUGUAAAUUUCGAUAGGCUGUAUUUUCUGCCUGUCAGCCGACCGUUUGCAUGCUGCAUGUUAAGUAAAUACACUGUACACUUUGGCAUGGCAAAUUGAGUGCAAUAUGUUUAAUGGUCAAGUAUAACCAAGCCUUUGAAUUACAGUAAUGUUAUUAAAAGCUUAAUGUUAUGCAGGCCCAGUUGUGACAUUUUAUCCCUCUGUAAUCACAGACUUUAGUGGAUGAAGUGUUUGUCGUGUGGAUGUCAAACCCACUCUUAAACAUGUUCAGAUGAGACGGGGUCAGUAUCUACUGUCCACUGCUGUUGCAUUCACACUAAUGACUCACAGCACUGAAAAUCCAUCAUCUAUAUAACUUGCUGUGCUGAUGGUUUCUUCCAUUUUUCCAGAAUUGUCAGGACUUCUUGAUAAUUGGUAUGUUUGUAUUAAAAAAAAAAACUUUUUAUAGAUAUUUUUUAAUGUUAACUGUUUGUCUGAUGAUGUUUUGUAAUAAAUCAUUCACUGGUUAA